This is a messenger RNA of Gossypium raimondii (Peruvian cotton), 1846 nucleotides long. Its product is annotated as protein trichome birefringence-like 23. Gene Ontology annotation, cellular component: Golgi apparatus. The transcript has 3 exons. Gene Ontology annotation, molecular function: O-acetyltransferase activity. NCBI's taxonomy places the organism in Eukaryota, Viridiplantae, Streptophyta, Magnoliopsida, Malvales, Malvaceae. The record is from RefSeq and is a predicted model, not a curated record. Bases 218 to 1507 code for a protein of 429 amino acids.
AAAAACAAACCUGUAAUAUUCCUCAUCUCUUUACCCUAAUAAAAUAAAAACCUGUGAUAACAAAAUCCAGAGUCCAAUGUCGGUCUUCUGGAUUUCUUACUAAACUAUUUGGAUUUUGGUUCUCUACCCAAAUUCAGACAAGCAACCGGAAAAAAGUGUCAGUUGUUUCAGUUUUCAGACAAGGAAACAAAGCAGAAAAAUCGGGUCAGAAAAAAAAAUGAGAAUUAACUGGAAAUCAUGGUCACUGAACAAGGACCAUCUUGUGAAGCUUGCAAUUGGCAUUCUCUUAGUGGGUUUUGCUUGUAAGCUCUUGGUUUUUCGUUCUAAAGGAUUUGGUGCUGAUUUGGAAUUCCCUGAGGUAGAGAAAGAGUAUGUUCAAAAACCAGAUUUGAAACCUACUGUCCCUGUUCAAAUACCUGAAAAUGAUGAUCAAAUGCCUCUAGAUGUUGUUAUAGAGAAAUGUGAUCUCUUUACAGGGGAUUGGGUUCCCAAUCCCUCAGGUCCGACCUAUACCAACGAGAGCUGUCCCUUGAUAGAAGGUCAUCAGAAUUGUAUGAGGAACGGCCGUCCUGAUUCCGGGUAUCUACACUGGAAAUGGAAGCCGCAUGACUGUCAGUUACCUCGUUUUAAUGCGGAGAGAUUUCUGGAGUUGACGAGAAAUAAAGCAUGGGCUUUGAUCGGUGAUUCCAUAUCUCGUAACCAUGUGCAGUCAUUGUUGUGCAUGCUCGCAACGGUUGAACGGCCUGUUGAAGUUUACCAUGAUGAGCAGUACAAAUCAAAGAGAUGGCAUUUUGCAUCAUACAAUUUUACCGUUUCAAACAUUUGGUCUCCUUUUCUUGUAAAGGCUGCUGUUUUCGAAGAUAAUGACGGUGUUUCUACAGCUGAAGUUCAGCUUCAUCUGGACAAACUUGAUAAGACAUGGACAGAUCUCUACCCAAGCCUAGAUUACAUGAUAAUCUCGACUGGGAAAUGGUUUCUCAAGGCUGCAAUCUACCAUGAGAAUGACACCGAAGUUGGCUGCCAUAUAUGUCCAGGAAAGAACCUGACCGAAUUAGGAUUUGUUUAUGCUUACAACAAAACCCUCCAUUAUGUCAUGGACUUCAUCGCAAACUCAAAGCAUAAGGGGUUGAUCUUUUUCAGGACAUCCACGCCGGAUCAUUUUGAGAACGGGGAAUGGCAUAAUGGAGGGAGUUGUCCGAAGACAACCCCGGCUAAAGAAGGAGAAGUUGAAAUAAAGGACUUGAGCCGAAUUCUACGUAACGUUGAAUUAGAAGAGUUUGAGAAGGCAGCUGCAAAAGCCGCUGACAAUGGGGUGAAUCUUAAGCUUCUUGACUUCACAAACCUCUUAUUAAUGAGACCAGACGGACAUCCGGGUCCAUACCGGCAGUUUCAGCCGUUUGCAGAGAACCAAACAGCCGUGGUUCAAAACGACUGUCUACAUUGGUGUUUACCUGGACCAAUGGACUUUUGGAAUGAUGUGAUUAUGGAGAUGGUGGUCAGGGGUUAAAUUAUUAAAAAAAGAGAAGUUCUGAGCAAUUUUUGGAGGUUGGUUUUUCUCGGAAAUUUUGACAAUGGCAAGCCUGAAGCUAUUUCAUCAUAUUGAAAAGUAGAUAAACUAUACUUGUCUGUAAUUCAUUUCUUGGAUUGGCAAUUGUAACUUGAUUCUAGAACUCUAUGAUUGGAGAUUUGCUAUUAGUGUAUAGAUAAAUAAUCUGCAAACUUGUACUUAUAUGCAAUUUAUUGCAUUUUCCAUACAACCAUGCCCCCAUAAGUGCUUUGCUGAAUUUGGAAUUGAGAAGGCUUAGGUUUUACAGCAAUGAAAAGAUUGUGAUUUAUGGGUAUUGAA